Suillus paluster is the source of this 585-nucleotide messenger RNA. RefSeq lists its product as uncharacterized. The record is from RefSeq and is a predicted model, not a curated record. The transcript is spliced from 3 exons. The coding region runs from base 1 to 585 and encodes 194 amino acids. Lineage: Eukaryota; Fungi; Basidiomycota; Agaricomycetes; Boletales; Suillaceae.
AUGUCAUUCAACCAUCCCUCUGCUCAGUUCAAGUUUGAGGCUCUCAGCAGUGUCAGCACAAGCCAAGACUUGGAGGACGAUGGCUCGAGGAGCGCCACUCCAGAAAGCCACAAAGCCGAGUGCAUUGGAUAUCAAUCACAUGGGCAAGGUGCCCCCUCAUAUUCCUGUGGACAUUAUAAGUACAGCAGAAGUGAAGGGUUCAAAUGCUCCCAACCUUCACAGCCAGACCUAGAGACUUCAGACAAACUACUGGAGCAGGGCCAGAGAAAAGGCUCUGAAAAUGCUGAUAAGUUACCAUCUCAUCCAAAGCGAAAGAGAUCUGACUCAAAUGAUACACUGAGCAACUUUAGCAAGGACCUGACCAAUGUACAGGCAGCAUCAAUGCCAGCUAUGGAAGUACUGUGGAAGCGCAGGAAGCUAGGACAAGAAUCCAAGUUUGACUGUCGGGAAUCACUGGCAUUGGCUAAGGUUGCAGGCGAUAUAGCAGUCAUGAUUGAAGCUGUGAAUGUGAUUCGAGAGGCUGUUGAUAAGCAGAGCAGAAUUCUUUUGGAGGUCUGCAACGCUAUUGAGAACCAUGGGAUGUGA